CCGGGAAGCAUCAAGACAACGACUCGCCGCUCGCUAGCCGAGGAGUGAAUGUCAACUCCAUUGCCUACAUGAACGAGGGAUCCACGAAGCACCAGUGGGGAAGAGACGGCAAGGACCACGCGCAGCCAGCAGAAGCGAAGAAGUGGGACUACGGGUCCAUGCCGGACUCGCCGUGGGCUUACCAGAAUCACGCGAUGAAGUCGCAGGGGUGGGAUCCCGAUGGCAAGGAGAACAAAGAGCUCCUGCUGGGUCGCUUCUGGAACUCCAGCAAAGACGCGCAGCUCUUGGGUGACAACUUCGUUCCCCAGCAGGAGUAUGCCAAGCAAAUCGAGGCACAGCAUGACGAGCUGCGCACGCCAGAUCAUGAUCACUUUGCUGACUGGGAGGCGAACUCAACCAAGAACCUCAAGCUGCUUUUCGGAGACUCCGGAACACUCGCCUACCACCACAACAAGAACAAGGAAACUUACGAGAAGAACGUGUGGGGGCUUGGUGAUGUGGCCACCGAGCCACAGGAUCUUGUGGACAAGGGGCUGACGUUUCGCUCCGACAUCCAGCGGACAGGAGAGCCGUUCACCGAUGCAGCGACGCCUUCUCGUGGCUGGUCAGGAGAGAACAUGAUCGAUGCUCAAGGCAACAUCAUCCAUGGACAGAACUUUCCGACUCAGCCGACUCAGCCGACUCCUCCUACGAAGCUAGAGACUCUCGGGGUGAAGGUGUGAACCCCGACUAGUCUUUCGUCUCUUUGUGUAUCCCAUCAAGGUCUUUACAAGUC
Molecule: messenger RNA, 775 nt
Organism: Guillardia theta CCMP2712
Lineage: Eukaryota; Cryptophyceae; Pyrenomonadales; Geminigeraceae
Exons: 4
Coding region: 69-722 (217 amino acids)
Source: RefSeq, a predicted model, not a curated record